Molecule: messenger RNA, 297 nt
Organism: Microthlaspi erraticum
Lineage: Eukaryota; Viridiplantae; Streptophyta; Magnoliopsida; Brassicales; Brassicaceae
Source: the annotation of a GenBank genome assembly
AUGGAGACUUUGAUGGAUCAAGAGGCCCGCGAUACCGCGCCCAAGGCCUUGGCUCAUCUUGACACUAGCAUAACUCAAUCCAGAAGCUUCCAUUGGCCUGAACGCGGCCCAUUCAAGAACUUGGAGAGCAAGCUCAAGCGGCUAAAGAGAAAUGGAAACUUUCCUCUUCUGCGCGCGCUCAACUUUGCCGACCUAGACCCGCUCUCUACCUAUAUAUACUUGCUUUUAGCCUCUUGUAAUAAGAAUCACCAGCCGCAUAACAAGAAACAUUAUUCAAUAAAGUUCGGAGCCACUUAG